UGGAAUGAGAUAUUAGGUGGUGAUGAGAUCACUCAUCAGUGAUGAGGUAGGUGGGGAUGGCUGUAAAUAUGAUGAGAAUGAGUUGAUAAUAAGGAUACCACUGGAGUACUGGGUACUAGCAUCUCAAAACUACAGUAGUAUGAAAUGAGCAGGGGAGUGUGAGAGUUAGCGUGUAUGAAAAGAUAAUAUCACUCUAUGCCAUAAUCUACAUUCAUAUCAAAUCCAUCCAUCACUUAUAUUCGGGUUCAAUAAUAACACCAUUUAUUUAUUCUUACUUAUUUUGUGUGUGGAGUGGAACGUGUACUUGUAUUCCCUUCCAGCCUUAUCAAAUCCAUCCAUCACUUAUAUUCGGGUUCUAUUACUUGUUCUUUCCUCUAUCUCUAUCUCUCAGUGUCAACAAAUAAGCAACAAAGCCUGAUCUGAAUUGAGGGAACAAAUGGAGCAACAGCAACAACAUGACCAAGUGCAACAACAAGAGGUCGACCCCAACUUUAUGUAUCUCAAGUUUGUCAAUCAGAAUGAAAAGGCAACAUUUAUAAAGGUGCUUCGGAAAUCGAAGAUAGCAAAGGCAUUUAACAAAUACUACCAAGUUAACAACAUACAACAUGGCACCGCUCGCUUCCUUUUCAAUGGCAAUCGCAUUCUUCCUACUUGCUCUGCCACUCCCUCUGAUCCUUCUACAUACAUACCGUUGGAUAUUCAAGAUGGAGAUCAAAUUGACGUUGUUCGCGAGGUUGCUGGAGGUGCUCCAUCCUAAACCAUAGAUCAACUUCUACUGCUGCUUUUAUUUAUCUUGUUCAUUAGUCACAGUACGGAGUGUAAGGUUAUCCUACUCCGUAUUAGUUACUUAGUUAGUAGCUAUUCUUAGGAUUUUAAGGCUGUUGGCUAUUCAUUAAUUAGGAACCUGGAGGCUAGAGCUACGUAUUAAUUAAUGUUUUAUGCUUAAACACCAAACCCAUCACUACCCUUUACUAAACUACUCUAAUUCACAAUCAUCAAUUGUUUGUGCUUCCUUUUAUUUCCUUUUUUUUUUUUAUUUACAAUCCUGCUUCAUAAUCUUUACCCUAUCAUGUGUUAUUAUGCUUAUUGUCGCGGAACAUCUACUAUUGAAUGAAUUGAUUGUCGCUUUACUUUGUUAUCACCUAACUCAGACUUCUACAAAUAAGAAUGCGACUUUAAUUUGUUUUGCAAUAGCUACUACUGACUCAAACUCACCAAAGGAUUUAUUACUUGAAUGUUUCAAUAAAUUA
Molecule: messenger RNA, 1250 nt
Organism: Chenopodium quinoa (quinoa)
Lineage: Eukaryota; Viridiplantae; Streptophyta; Magnoliopsida; Caryophyllales; Amaranthaceae
Exons: 3
Coding region: 437-757 (106 amino acids)
Biological process (GO): protein sumoylation
Cellular component (GO): nucleus
Molecular function (GO): protein tag activity; ubiquitin-like protein ligase binding
Source: RefSeq, a predicted model, not a curated record